AUGCUCAAGGAUCUGGAAGGAAUUCAAGGCGCCGGGAAGCUCAUCGAGCGCGCACGGAUGGAGGAGUCUCCGGAUGGAAACCCCCUUAUCGCGGCGCGUUGCUAUAUCGAUGCGAUGGAAAUCAUCGUCUCCACCGCUUCCCGUUAUGCCGAGGCAAUGGAGGAUUUGGAGAGCAAACUCUCGUUUCUCUUUCAGAUGCGCAGCCGUGUGGAGUUGUACUACGAACGGGCAGACCUCCUCUUGCAAGUGGCGGCCGAAAUGGAUUUGCCGGAUGUCCCCGAGGUUGACGACGUUCCGCCAACUUUGCCUACUUCGGUCUGUGGAGACGGCGAUAGAUAA
Messenger RNA from Phytomonas sp. EM1, 339 nucleotides. NCBI's taxonomy places the organism in Eukaryota, Euglenozoa, Kinetoplastea, Trypanosomatida, Trypanosomatidae. The record is from the annotation of a GenBank genome assembly.